This is a messenger RNA of Cyprinus carpio (common carp), 2095 nucleotides long. RefSeq names its product protein SSUH2 homolog. Lineage: Eukaryota; Metazoa; Chordata; Actinopteri; Cypriniformes; Cyprinidae. The record is from RefSeq and is a predicted model, not a curated record.
UAGCAGCAGCUCUUGGAUGUAAAUUAUACAUUCCUAAACCACUAAUACAGUAGACUUAAUUCCAUAGGCAUUAGAGCACACACUGCUCACCACUGAUUUCAGGAGUCUUCAACAACAAGAAUCAGUUCUUCAAGGUCUAAAAACCAUGGCGAAUUUCCACGUACCCCCUUAUGCACCCCCUGCAGCCAUGUUCAAUACAGUCUCUGGAUAUGCAGGAACAGUGGCUGGCGGAGGCGCAAUGGCAGCCCCCCCUGCGGCAAGCUUCCACACACCCCUUUAUGCACCCCCUGCAGCCAUGUUCAAUAUCGUCCCUGGAUAUGAAGGAACAGUGGCUGGCGGAGGUGGUGCUUAUAUUCCACCUCCCCCUCCAUCUGUACCGAUGCCUGUACCUGAACAGGCCCCCAACACACCAGACUGGCAUAUACCCUCCAUCUCAGAGGACAGGGCACGUGAAGCUUUCGCAACGUACGUCUCCAGCAAGUGCUGCUAUAGUUCUGACCCUGUCAGCGAGGGAGUCAUAACCAAUAUGGAGUCCUUUAAUACCUACAGGUAUCGUUUGGAGACAUUCAUUGAGUUCAGAUCUACUGAAUGGAGUCAGGAGCCUUACACAGGUCAGCCUGUGGAUGCUGGUGUUCAACCUGCUCCAGGUCCGUGGCAGAUUGCAGCUCAACCUCCAGCCUUCUUUCAAGAGCACAAGCAGACCAUUAAAGUGCCCUAUACUUCCUCAGUCAAGAACUGUGACUUGUGUCAGGGAAAGGGAAGAAACCCCUGUACCAAAUGUGCUGGAUCUGGAAAAAGGGACUGUACGCUGUGUAAUGGUUCUGGUUACCGUGAAUCUGAUAAACGCUGUGUGAACUGCAGCGGGAGCGGACGUAAAAACUGUAGUCCAUGUAGCGGCAGAGGCUCUUGCCAGUGUGACACCUGCCGUGGAAAGGGAAAGCUGCUCAUCUUCAUUAACCUCAAUGUUAAAUGGAGCAUAGAGAAGGAUGAAUUCGUAGCACAAGAUUCAAGCGGACUGAAAGUGGAAAAACUGGAGGAGGUUUCAGGGAAGGAGCUCUAUAAAGAUGCCCAGUAUAUGGUCUAUCCAGUGAGGGGCUUUCCUGAUGCUUCUGUUGCGCAAGCUUCUGAGCGCUUAGUAAGAGACCAUCAGGGGAAAUAUGCCCAAACAUCCCGCAUAUUACAACAGAGGCAGACAAUCGAGCUCAUUCCCGUAACCAAAGUAAACUACAUGUGGAAAGGAAACCCUUAUGUUUACUAUGUGUAUGGAAAUGAGUUUAAAGUGAAAGCUGUUGACUAUCCCGACCAAUGCUGCUGUUCUGUGAUGUAACAUCAAAUACACCUGAGCUGACCAGUAUAAGUACAAUAUAAAUACUGUACAUCCAUUAAGAUGAACUAAUGUAAUGUGUCUUUUGCCUGUAUAUCACAGAAUCAUCCCAGAAUCAUCUGUAGCUGACAGACACAAAGGUCAACCUGCCUGAAUGGGGCAUUUUUUUUACGCAGCUUAACUUCCAACCAUGUACAUGUAUGUAACAUUCAAUAUGACCAAAUGUGAAUAACUUCACCUCUUAUAGAUAAAUGCAUUUUUCAGAAGACCUAACUAUUGAAGAAUAAGUAUAUUCUGAAGUAAAUCUAUAAACAAAAACAAUGUAUUGAUGAAUUGUAUUUCUUGAUCAAGAAAGAGUCCAAAUAAACUGAGUUUUGAGGAAGGGCCUUUUUUUGUAUUUUCUUUUCAUUUUCUGUAUUAUUUGAUUUGUUUUGAGAAAGGACAGAUACUGUGUCUCAACUGAUACGUGUUAAAGUAUCACUUAAAUUAAGUGCAUUUUCAAUCUAGUUUUGGAAACAUUUGUGCAGCGAUUGUUUUUAUGUGGUACUGUUUAAUGGAAAAUAUUGUGUUUAAAAAAAGUAGGUCAGUGGUGAGUGGUUAUGUGGUCACAAACACCUCCUUGUGAGUCUAUUGUCAACUAAAUUUCCAUAUAAAAUGACCACAAACCAAUGUACUGAGCUGUGUGCCAUGGUCUCUAAACAUGUCAAAAAGAAAGCUGUGGUCGUGGUUUCAUAGCUGAGCUCCUCACGAAUGUGGUCUUGAAUGUCAGAU